AUGAUCGCGAUUAAGAGAGAGAGGCAAGAGUGGCGUUAUCAGAAAGUCAGACAACUCUUCAAUGUUCGACUUGCGUGCUGGGUCGUACGAUAUAGCUGUUUUCCUUUAGCUACAAGACUUACGGGAGUAUCCUUUGUAGUCGUGCUAACUGGAUCGCGGGUCGUGCGCGCAGCUGUAUCAGUCGAAUCACUGGGUGGAGCAUCAGACUUCUUGGAUUUUGACUUGACUGAGGAAACUGGAAGACUUGGUUUCUUGAUGGUGGAUCUUGUGGAUCGGCCCGAGUUUCCCAAAGUGCCACUUGCUGCUGAUUGUGGCAAAACCUGUGGAUAG
Molecule: messenger RNA, 330 nt
Organism: Peronospora belbahrii
Lineage: Eukaryota; Oomycota; Peronosporomycetes; Peronosporales; Peronosporaceae
Source: the annotation of a GenBank genome assembly